This is a messenger RNA of Eucalyptus grandis, 309 nucleotides long. RefSeq names its product probable glutathione S-transferase. NCBI's taxonomy places the organism in Eukaryota, Viridiplantae, Streptophyta, Magnoliopsida, Myrtales, Myrtaceae. Gene Ontology annotation, cellular component: cytoplasm. The record is from RefSeq and is a predicted model, not a curated record. The transcript is spliced from 2 exons. Bases 1 to 309 code for a protein of 102 amino acids. Gene Ontology annotation, molecular function: glutathione transferase activity. Gene Ontology annotation, biological process: glutathione metabolic process.
AUGCUCGAGUACAUUGAUGAGACAUGGAAGCAGCUGGCACUCCUUCCACAGGACACCUACGACAGGGCCAAAGCGCAUUUCUGGGCCAAAUUUGUAGAUGCUAAGUGCGUGCCAACAAUUAUGAGCGUCAUCACCCAGAAAGGAGAGGAUCAACAGAGGGCCACAAAAGAAGCUCAACAAAAUUUGAAGAUCCUGGAAGGAGAAUUGGAGAGGAAGCUAUUCUUAGGAGGCGACACUAUCAACAUUGCGGACAUCGCUGCUGGCUCAAUGUGGUAUUGUGUUAAGAGUGGUGGAAUCACACAGGGAUAA